GAAUUAUAAUCAAAUGUACUAAAGUAAAAAGUUAACUCCUGAGAAAUAUAAUUACUUUAAACAUACGAUGUGAUAAUAGAACUCCAAGAAUGGUAAUAUAAUGUUGCGGGGUUUAUGACAUCACCAUAGAAUUUGUAUUCUAUUUCGGUUUUUAAAAUUCUACCAUUUUAGUUCCACCAUUUCGUUUUGAACCGCCUGGGGCUGCCUUGCUUCACGGAGCAGUGAUCAUAGCAGUUGCCCCCUUGWUUCUUACGCAGAAGGAUGACUGCUUGUGAUUUGCCAGAGUUGGCCCCCCCCUCUUUGUAGGUAACUUAUUACAAGAGUUUGCGGGCGGAGUCGGUUACCAUAAGAGAUAAAUUGUGUGCUGUACAAUAGGAGAGCCGGGUACGAAACUGUCCUUUACUAUUCUGUACCGGGGGACAGUACAGAUAUCGGGUACCUAAACCCAUUAGAUAAUAUUAAUUGAAAAGGGAAAUUAAAAGACAAAAAAAGAUGUCGGCAAAUAAAGAUGGAGACGGUGGAUGGAAGAGCUUUCUGUGGAAUUCGGAAAGGAAGGAAUUUCUAGGACGCACUGGUGGCAGUUGGU
Molecule: messenger RNA, 586 nt
Organism: Salvelinus sp. IW2-2015
Lineage: Eukaryota; Metazoa; Chordata; Actinopteri; Salmoniformes; Salmonidae
Source: RefSeq, a predicted model, not a curated record